Molecule: messenger RNA, 4773 nt
Organism: Condylura cristata (star-nosed mole)
Lineage: Eukaryota; Metazoa; Chordata; Mammalia; Eulipotyphla; Talpidae
Gene: TARDBP
Product: TAR DNA binding protein
Exons: 6
Coding region: 445-1689 (414 amino acids)
Biological process (GO): regulation of gene expression
Cellular component (GO): nucleoplasm
Molecular function (GO): RNA binding
Source: RefSeq, a predicted model, not a curated record
CCGACGUUUUCUCAGUUUUGGCUUCUCACGCCCAGACCCUGCCGUUACUGUAGCUUUCACGCGCGGCCUGCGCGCCCCCGCCCCCCGGAGGGAGUCGCGUCUCACCGGGGGGGCGCUGUGGCGCGUCCGCGCGGCGCUCCCCCCUCUCGACGGGAAGCCGGUGGGAGAGGAAGGCGGCCGGCGGGGGGAGGAGGCGGCCCUAGCGCCAUUUUGUGGGAGCGAAGCGGUGGCUGGGCUGCGCUCGGACCCCUCGCCGCCUCACUGUCCGGUCGGGCUUCCCAGCAGCGGCCUAGCGGGGACUGCACCCCCCGGCCCUCAAGAAGCCAAACGUGAACAUCGCAGAACAGCGACCCGACAGUGCUGCUCGCCAGCCGAUUAUAAGGAAACAAUUUAACACAAGUGUCCAUCGCUCAUCUCUUUCUUCCCUUCAAGAAAAAUUUUAAGAUGUCGGAAUAUAUCCGGGUAACGGAAGAUGAGAAUGACGAACCCAUUGAAAUACCAUCGGAAGAUGAUGGGACAGUGCUGCUGUCCACGGUGACAGCCCAGUUCCCGGGGGCCUGCGGGCUGCGCUACAGGAAUCCAGUGUCGCAGUGUAUGAGAGGAGUCCGGCUGGUGGAAGGAAUUCUGCACGCUCCUGAUGCUGGCUGGGGGAAUCUGGUGUAUGUUGUCAACUAUCCCAAAGAUAAUAAAAGAAAAAUGGAUGAAACGGAUGCUUCCUCAGCAGUGAAAGUGAAGAGAGCAGUGCAGAAAACGUCUGACUUGAUAGUCCUGGGUCUUCCAUGGAAAACGACGGAGCAGGAUCUGAAAGAGUAUUUCAGCACCUUUGGAGAAGUUCUUAUGGUUCAGGUCAAGAAAGAUAUUAAAACUGGUCAUUCAAAAGGGUUUGGCUUUGUUCGUUUUACGGAAUACGAAACCCAGGUGAAAGUAAUGUCACAGCGACAUAUGAUAGACGGACGAUGGUGUGACUGUAAGCUUCCAAAUUCUAAGCAAAGCCCAGACGAGCCUUUGAGGAGCAGAAAAGUGUUUGUGGGCCGCUGCACAGAGGACAUGACCGCUGACGAGCUGCGGCAGUUCUUCUGCCAGUACGGAGAAGUGGUCGAUGUCUUCAUCCCCAAACCAUUCAGGGCGUUCGCCUUCGUCACCUUCGCAGACGAUCAGGUUGCCCAGUCUCUUUGUGGAGAGGACUUGAUCAUUAAAGGAAUCAGCGUACAUAUAUCCAAUGCUGAACCUAAGCACAAUAGCAAUAGACAGUUAGAAAGAAGCGGAAGAUUUGGUGGUAAUCCAGGUGGCUUUGGGAAUCAGGGUGGAUUCGGGAACAGCCGAGGGGGUGGAGCGGGCUUGGGAAACAACCAAGGAAGCAAUAUGGGCGGAGGGAUGAACUUCGGCGCUUUCAGCAUUAACCCGGCUAUGAUGGCUGCGGCGCAGGCAGCCCUGCAGAGCAGCUGGGGCAUGAUGGGCAUGCUGGCCAGCCAGCAGAACCAGUCGGGCCCGUCCGGCAAUAGCCAAAGCCAGGGCAGCAUGCAGCGGGAGCCAAACCAGGCCUUUGGCUCCGGAAAUAACUCUUACGGUGGCUCUAAUUCAGGCGCAGCCGUAGGCUGGGGGUCAGCGUCAAACGCGGGGUCGGGCAGCGGCUUCAAUGGAGGCUUUGGCUCGAGCAUGGAUUCCAAGUCCUCCGGCUGGGGCAUGUAGACAGUGGGUACGGUCGGUGUGGGCUGGCAGGAAUUCAGAUUUUUUAAACUCAUGGUAAGUAUAUUGUAAAAUAUGUACUAAGAAUUUUCAAGAUUGGUUUGUUCAGUGUGGAGUAUAUUCAGCAGUAUUUUUGACAUUUUCUUUAGAAAAAGAGGAAGAGUUAAAGGAAUUUUAUAAGUUUUGUUACAUAAAGGGUUGAAAUACUGAGUGAAAGUGAACUGCUCUUGCCUGACGGGUAAACCAACACACUACAAUUGCUAUCAGAAGGUUUCUCCUGUAAUAUUUUAUCCCUGGACUUGUCAAGUGAAUUCUUUGCAUGUUCAAAAUGGAAACCAUUGAUUAGAACUACAUUUUCUCCUUGUUUUUAAUUUGAGCCCCCACCAUACGGAUUUUUUCCUUAGGGAAAUCUCCCUUUUGGAGAUCAUGGUCUCCUGAUGUUCGGUUCUUUGUUUUUUUUGUUUUGUUUUCUUUUUUAACACUUGUCUCCCUUCAUAUACAAAAGUACAAUAUGAAGCCUUCAUUUAAUCUCUGCAGUUCAUCUCAUUUCAAAUGUUUAUGGAAGAAGCACUUCAUUGAAAGUAGUGCUGUAAAUACUCUGCCAUAGGAACACUUCUGUCUACAUGCUUUCUCAUCCAAGAACUCGCCAUCGCGCUGCGUCUUUGACGGUGGGUGCCCCAUUUUUAUCCGCUACUCUUUAUUUCAUGGAGUCGUAUCAACGCUGUGAACGCAAGGCUGUGAUAUGGAACCAGAAGGCUGUUUGAACUUUUGAAACCUUGUGUGGGAUUGAUGGUGGUGCCGAGGCAUGAAAGGCUGGUAUGAGCGAGAAAAGGAGAGAGCGCGUGCAGAGACUUGGUGGUGCAUAAUGGAUAUUUUUUAACUUGGGCGAGAUGUGUCUCUCAAUCCUGUGGCUUUGGUGAGAGCGUGUGCAGAGAGCAUUGAUAGCAAAUAAUGUACGAAUGUUUUUUGCAUUCAAAGGACAUCCACAUCUGUUGGAAGACAUUAAGUGAGUUUUGUUCUUAGGUAACCCACGUUAGCUGAAUGUGUUAAGUGAAAUGAUACUUGUACUUCCCUGCCCCUUGUCAACUGCUGUGAAUGCUGUGGUGCGUGUUCUCCUCUGUCACUGACCUGUAAGUGUGGCGAUGUGAACUGAAGCUGAUGAGCUGAGAACAUGGACUGAGCUUGUGGUGUGCUUUGCAGGAGUACUUGGAAGCAGAGUUCACCAGUGAGCUCCGGGUGUCUCAAAGAAGGGUGGAAGUUCUAAUGUCUGUUAGCUCCCAUAGAAUGCUGUUUGCUGCAGUUCUGUGUCCUGUGCUUGGAUGCUUUUUAUAAGAGUUGUCAAUGUUGGAAAUUCUUAAAUAAAACUGAUUUAAAUAAUAUGUGUCUUUGUUUUGCAGCCCUGAAUGCAAAGAAUUCAUAGCAGUUAAUUCCCCUUUUUUGACCCUUUUGAGAUGGAACUUUCAUAAAGUUUCUUGGCAGUAGUUUAUUUUGCUUCAAAUAAACUUAUUUGAAAAGUUGUCUCAAGUCAAAUGGAUUCAUCACCUGUCAUGCAUUGACACCUGAUACCCAGACUUAAUUGCUAUUUGUUCUUGCAUUGUCCAAAGUGAAAAAAAAAAUUUUUUUUAAUCUAGUUUUUCAUGAGUCUGGGUGACCGCACCUAAAAUGGUAAGCCACAGCGCCCUCAGCCUUUUCUCAGCGCCUCUGCGCAUUUAGCUGAUGUUCUGUUCCCUUGGCCUGUGUAGAUCUCUGUUGGGAAGUCAUGCUUUCUAAAAAUACUACUGGAGUGGGCAAAACGAUGUUAAUUAUCUUCAAAUGCUUUGUAGCAAAGCAUAUCAACUGAAAAGGGAAGAUCUGCGUCUUCUUAGUUUGGGGUUUGAAAAGUGGAAUUAAUUGCAAUAGGGAUAAAGUGGAAGAAACCACAAAUUUUCUUGUGCCUGAAAUCCAUUAAGAAGCCUGAGAGCUUUAAGCACUAGCGGGGUGGGUGGUCUGUCUGGACGUGUUAAGUGAAAUGGGCCUUGUCCUCCACGGCAGGGCUGGAGUCAUGUCGACAGUCGUUUACAAAACUCAGAUGAGACACUCACCAUGCGCUGUUAAAUAUGUAAUAGCAAUAAUACUGGUGCUGUUGUGCUUUCAUGUAACAGUGGAGCUCAUUUUCUAAUUGGAAGAAUGUAACCGUUCUGUGUUGAUGGUUUCCCUGAUGCCCUCAUCUAGUUAGAUUACGGUAAAUAGGCUGGUCAUUUUGCAAGUCGCUGUCAUAAACAUCUGUAAAUGAUGUCUUCCUGAGACUUGUGAUCGCCACCUUGUCUCGUUACUCAGUUUCCUCUGUAAAGGAUCUUGCGUUGUUUUAAUUUUUUUCUGCAUCAGAAUUGCAUGAUUUCCAAACCCUGUACCAUCUGAAUUUUGCAUUUUAGCACUUGCACUAUUACUCAGCAGCAGUAACAUGGUAACACUUAAAAUGGUAUUCGGGGACCUCCCAAGACUAAACUGACCAGCCUGCAAGGAGCCCAAGGGUAAGUUAACUUGUCGAUGGCAUGGUUUUACUCCCUUUUACACUUGUGUAAAUUUAGUUAUUGGUCACAGAAGGCUUUCAUUGUUGAGUAGCCUCCUAGUAACAUGUUGACGGUACUACACCAUUGUGGGUAUCUAAUUUUACCUUAAAAAAAAAUAACUGAAAUUUAGAAGUAAACUAUUUGGCAAAUAUUUGUUUUACAGUCUAUUUGGUCAUCCUAAUGCAUUCAUUCUAAAAAAUUUUUUUGAACCAAUUGAAUAAAAUUUUGUUGCCACCACAGUUUAGUGUCUGGAGUCUUACUGGAAAAAUUUCUUUUUCAUAUGUGACAGAAUUACUGGAACGUUAGCUUUAAAAAGUCUCUCAGGAAAUUGUAUGUUCAAAAGAAAUUAGGCCAAAACUCACAAUGAAUUUUUACACAGAAUGGUGACUGACUACAGUGAAACUUGGUUAAAUGUUAAUGAUUGAAAGUGUUAAGGGAGGAAUCCUCAACUAGAACUAAAAUUCAAUGAGGUUUUUAAGUCAGCUGGAGUGUUGUCCCUAGGAAAAGGUGGUCACUGGUUGAGGUCUGCUGUGGUCUG